CCCGCCCCCCGAGGCGGAAGCGGAGUGCCAGGCUACUCCUCCCGCAGUGUGGGUGGUUCCGAGGCUGACUACCCUGCGGCGGUGCGGCUCGCAGUCCUUCUCAGCAUGGACCGCACUUGUGAGGAGAGGCCCGCUGAGGAUGGGAGCGACGAAGAGGACCCAGACUCCAUGGAAGCCCCAACCCGGAUCCGGGACACUCCGGAAGACAUCGUGCUGGAAGCUCCUGCUAGUGGGCUGGCGUUCCAUCCGGCCCGUGAUCUACUGGCUGCAGGGGACGUGGACGGGGACGUAUUCGUCUUUUCCUACUCUUGCCAAGAGGGAGAAACCAAGGAGCUCUGGUCAUCGGGUCACCAUCUCAAGGCCUGCCGAGCUGUGGCCUUCUCUGAAGAUGGGCAGAAGCUCAUUACUGUCUCCAAGGACAAAGCCAUCCAUGUUCUAGAUGUGGAGCAGGGCCAACUGGAAAGACGUGUUUCCAAGGCUCAUGGUGCCCCCAUCAACAGUCUUCUGCUGGUGGAUGAGAAUGUUCUGGCCACUGGGGAUGACACAGGUGGUAUCCGUCUCUGGGACCAGCGGAAGGAGGGCCCCUUAAUGGAUAUGAGGCAACAUGAAGAGUACAUCGCAGACAUGGCUCUGGAUCCAGCCAAAAAGCUGCUGCUGACAGCCAGCGGGGAUGGCUGCCUUGGCGUCUUCAACAUUAAGAGGCGUCGGUUUGAGCUGCUCUCAGAACCUCAGUCUGGGGACCUGACCUCUGUCACUCUCAUGAAAUGGGGGAAGAAGGUAGCCUGUGGCUCCAGUGAAGGUACCAUCUACCUCUUCAAUUGGAAUGGCUUUGGGGCCACAAGUGACCGCUUUGCCCUGAGAGCUGAAUCUAUCGACUGCAUGGUUCCAGUCACCGAGAGUCUGCUGUGUACUGGCUCCACUGAUGGAGUCAUCAGGGCUGUGAACAUCCUACCGAACCGAGUGGUGGGCAGUGUGGGCCAGCACACUGGGGAGCCUGUGGAGGAGCUGGCCCUCUCCCACUGUGGCCGCUUCCUGGCCAGUAGUGGCCAUGACCAGCGCCUCAAGUUUUGGGACAUGGCCCAGCUGCGAGCUGUGGUGGUGGAUGACUACCGUCGGCGCAAAAAAAAGGGAGGACCACUGCGGGCUCUGAGCAGCAAGACUUGGAGCACCGAUGACUUCUUCGCAGGAUUGAGGGAAGAGGGAGAAGACUCCAUGGCUCAGGAAGAAAAGGAGGAGACUGGGGAUGACAGUGACUGAAGGAAUGAAUUGAAUCUUGAGACGGGUCCUCACCAGGGUGCCUGUGGAGAAAGAAUGGAGUCACUGUUUAACCAUGGUACCUGCCUCAGCCCCAGCAGACCACAGGAGGUUGGCCCCAGACUCACUGAGUGCCUGCAGCAGCCGUACAGACACAGCAUCCUUGGCCACCUCAUGCCCAUCCCGGCCAUCUAGGGUCAGCACAACCCAGAUGAGGCCGCUGAAGGGCACCGGAUGCCCAGGAAUCACCACCUGGUACCAGAAGCGGUGCCAGCCAGCAGGUCCUAUGCCCAAACACUUGGUGAGGAACACAGGGCUGCCCAGCUUCAUUCGUUGGCACAGCAACUGCAGGGUAGCCCGAGCCCCUUGGAACCCUAACUUGUCCCUUGCCAAAGCCAACUGGCUGCCCUCUGGCUGUGGGGACCGCAAGAAGGGACCCACAAGCUGCUGGCGAAGUCGCUGCUUCAGGUCUGGCUUGAGCCACUCCACAGCCACCUGCUCUCCACAGAGGUGUGACUGCCCUGUAGGAAAAAUGCAAAGACAAGGGCAGGUCUAAACCCUGGGCCCAAGCCUCCAGGUUGUGAGCCCUUUGGAGCUACACAGUCCUGUAAUUUGUAGCCUUCCCAUUUCCUGGUAGUGUGACCAUGGGUAAGAAAAGACAAUGAAGCCUUCAGCCUCCAUUAUUUGCAAAGGGAGUAUAUAACACACUGCUACCUUACAAGUUUCCUUGGAGAAGUACUGGUUAAUUGCAGGCUUUGUCUGCCUCAUAACCAUCAUAAUGGCUAAUCUUUACUGGGAAAACUUGCUGUAAGUCAGUCAGUGUGCUAAGUACCGUACACCCAUUAUGUUACUUAAUUCUCCUAACAGUCUGAGGAAACAGAUUCUAUAGUAGUAAAAAGCUCAGUUGGAUUCCCUUGAGCAAAUCAAUUUCUCUAACAGUUUCCUCAUAGCUUGAGGGUCCUGUGCCUAUUUUGCGGUGUGGGAGUGGGGGAAGGUUGAGAAUUAAGUCAGGAGGUAAUGCUCGGAAAGUGUCACAAAUUUAGGUAAGCGGUGGUGGUAGCACCAUUGGAAGUUUUAAAAAUCUGAGAUCAAAUAGUAAAAGGUUGCAAAUUCUGGCA
Molecule: messenger RNA, 2372 nt
Organism: Pan troglodytes (chimpanzee)
Lineage: Eukaryota; Metazoa; Chordata; Mammalia; Primates; Hominidae
Gene: WDR55
Product: WD repeat domain 55
Exons: 8
Coding region: 106-1257 (383 amino acids)
Molecular function (GO): protein binding
Source: RefSeq, a predicted model, not a curated record